Messenger RNA from Nestor notabilis (Kea), 3942 nucleotides. RefSeq names its product spalt-like transcription factor 3 (gene SALL3). Lineage: Eukaryota; Metazoa; Chordata; Aves; Psittaciformes; Psittacidae. Gene Ontology annotation, molecular function: DNA-binding transcription factor activity, RNA polymerase II-specific; RNA polymerase II cis-regulatory region sequence-specific DNA binding. Gene Ontology annotation, biological process: regulation of transcription by RNA polymerase II. Bases 1 to 3942 code for a protein of 1313 amino acids. Gene Ontology annotation, cellular component: nucleus. The record is from RefSeq and is a predicted model, not a curated record. The transcript has 3 exons.
AUGGUGUCUCAACACUCAGUCCCAGGAGAAGGAGCAGAUGAUGGUGAUAGCGGAAACGAGAGCAAGAGCGGAAGCGAAGAAACCAACAUUUGUGAGAAAUGCUGUGCUGAGUUUUUCAAGUGGACAGACUUCCUGGAGCACAAGAAGAACUGCACUAAAAACCCCCUGGUGCUGAUCGUGAAUGAAGAUGAAGCAGCUCCACCCCCUGCUGAGGAGUUCCCUGAGCCCUCACCCGCUAGCUCUCCUAGUGACCAGGCAGAGAGUGAAGCUGCUGAAGAAGGCGUCCAGGCAGAAAACAAUGAUAGCUCUGAGAUAAAAACCACGGAAAAGGAAGAAGAGCCAAUGGAGGUAGAAACUUCUGCUGAGAAAAGUUUCCAGAAUCAAGGCACCUCAAACACAGCUACUCCUCUACCUCAGAUCCCUGAACUAUCUUCCAUGACAAGCUAUAACAUGCCAAACACCAAUGUCACGCUAGAGACUCUGCUGAGCACUAAAGUGGCGGUCGCGCAGUUCUCGCAGAGCGCACGGACCACCGCAUCCGCGAGCAUCAGCAGCGGGGUGACGGCCGUGGCCAUCCCCAUGAUCCUGGAGCAGCUUAUGGCCCUGCAGCAACAGCAGAUUCACCAGCUCCAGUUAAUUGAGCAGAUCCGCAGUCAAGUGGCGAUGAUGAACCGCCAGCCGCUACGGCCAUCCCUCAAUCCAGUCGUGGCUGCCCAGGGUGGUCCCGGGCAAGCAUCGAACCAGCUGCAGGGAUUUGCCACCGGCGCAGCAGUCCAGCUCACCGCAGUCAUUCCUUCUGCCAUCGUGGGGCAGGCCGCCAGCGGUCAGCCUGCUGCCUUCGACGGCUCCCAGCACAUCUCAAGACCUACAUCUGGAGCAAGUACACCUAAUAUAUCCAGCAGUGGCUCUUCUGCCCCACCCGAAUCAAGUGUACCUUCCUCCUCAAAUGCAGUUACGUCCAUAACUCCUGUUUCUGUGUCAAAUGCUCAUAACAGUGCUUCGCAGCCCCAGAAUGCUUCGACUCCACCUUCAAUUGGACAUGGAAGCCUCACCUCAGUGUCCAGCCUGCCAAACCCACUUCUACCUCAGACUUCAUCAAAUAGCGUGAUCUUCCCCAACCCACUGGUUAGCAUCGCUGCAACAGCUAACGCGCUAGAUCCUUUGUCCGCCCUUAUGAAGCACCGCAAAGGAAAGCCACCAAAUGUGUCAGUGUUUGAACCCAAGUCAAGCUCCGAGGAUCCCUUUUUUAAACACAAAUGCCGAUUUUGUGCCAAGGUCUUUGGAAGUGACAGUGCUUUACAAAUUCACCUCCGCUCGCAUACAGGCGAAAGACCUUUUAAAUGUAACAUAUGCGGAAACCGCUUUUCCACAAAGGGCAACCUGAAAGUUCACUUUCAGAGGCAUAAAGAGAAAUACCCUCAUAUUCAGAUGAACCCUUAUCCUGUUCCAGAAUACCUCGAUAAUGUGCCCACCUGCUCUGGAAUCCCAUACGGGAUGUCGCUGCCCCCGGAAAAGCCAGUCACAACAUGGUUAGACAGCAAGCCUGUUUUACCAACUGUCCCAACUUCCAUCGGGCUCCAGCUGCCCCCCACUAUACCUGGUGUGAACAGUUACGGAGAUUCUCCAAGUAUCACUCCUAUGAGCAGGUCACCCCAGAGGCCUUCUCCUGCCUCCAGCGAAUGCACUUCUCUAUCCCCGAGCCUCAACGCUUCUGAGUUGGGCGUUCCAGCGUCUGCUGAAUCCCCGCAGCCCAUUCAGAGUGGCUCAUCUCUGACCAAGGCAGAACCUGUCACUCUGCCUCCCACAAGCACUCGACUCGGGGACCUUUCUGCAGGUGGGCGAGUUUCCACAGCUUCCACGUCUUCAAUUCCAACUGCUGUUACAGACAGCAGUGUUGCGACAAGCCUCCCAAACCCUGUGCUUCCAGCAGUGUCUGAUCAGUUUAAGGCAAAGUUUCCAUUUGGUGGUCUGCUAGACUCUAUGCAAACAUCAGAAACCUCAAAACUACAACAGCUAGUGGAGAACAUUGAUAAGAAGAUGACAGAUCCAAAUCAAUGCGUCAUUUGUCACCGUGUGCUUAGUUGUCAGAGUGCUCUCAAGAUGCAUUACAGAACACAUACAGGAGAGAGACCAUUUAAAUGCAAAAUUUGUGGACGUGCCUUUACUACGAAAGGCAAUCUAAAAACACAUUUUGGAGUUCAUCGAGCGAAGCCACCACUUAGAGUACAGCACUCAUGUCCCAUUUGUCAGAAGAAAUUUACAAAUGCAGUUGUUCUUCAGCAGCACAUUCGUAUGCAUAUGGGCGGGCAAAUUCCAAACACGCCAUUACCAGAGGGCUUCCAGGAUGCCAUGGACUCAGAGCUUUCCUAUGAUGAGAAGAACAUUGACACACUGAGCAACUUUGAUGAUGACAUUGAUGAAAAUUCUAUGGAAGAGGACCCAGAGCUAAAGGAGACUGCAAGUGACUCAUCCAAACCCCUUAUCUCUUACUCUGGGUCAUGUCCUUCUUCACCACCGUCUGUGAUCUCCAGUAUUGCUGCUUUGGAGAAUCAAAUGAAAAUGAUUGAUUCUGUUAUGAACUGCCAGCAGCUGACCAGUUUAAAAUCCAUAGAAAAUGGAUCAGGAGAAAGUGACCAUUUGAGCAAUGACUCCUCAUCAGCUGUUGGUGAUCUUGAAAGCCAGAGUGCAGGCAGCCCUGCAAUGUCAGAGUCUUCUUCCUCCAUGCAAGCUUUGUCUCCUGUAAAUAGCAAUAGUGAAAGUUUCAGAUCAAAGUCCCCAGGUCUCAGUAACCAGGAAGAGCCACAAGAAAUACAAUUAAAGACAGAAAAACCAGACAGUCCGCCACCCGCAACUGAAAAUGGAGGCGCAUUAGAUCUGACAUCCACCAACCCUGGAAGACCGGUCAUCAAAGAGGAGGCUCCUUUUAGCCUGCUGUUCCUGAACAGAGAACGUGGUAAGUUUAAAAGUACUGUUUGUAAUAUCUGUGGCAAGCCUUUUGCUUGUAAGAGUGCAUUGGAAAUUCACUACCGCAGCCAUACUAAAGAACGUCCAUUUGUUUGUACAGUCUGCAGUCGUGGGUGUUCCACUAUGGGUAAUUUAAAACAGCACUUACUGACGCACAAAUUAAAAGAGCUGCCUUCUCAGUUAUUUGAACCCAACUUUACUCUAGGUCCCAGCCAAAGUACUCCUAGCCUGGUCACCAGUACAGCACCUACCAUGAUCAAAAUGGAAGUGAAUGGUCACAGCAAGCCGAUCUCUUUGGGUGAGGUUCCCUCGCUUCCAGCUGGAAUCCAGGUUCCUGCUGCACCACAGACAGUGAUGAGUCCGGGGAUCACCCCUAUGCUGGCACCCCCCCCUCGCCGGACUCCCAAGCAGCACAACUGUCAGUCGUGCGGGAAGACCUUCUCCUCAGCGAGUGCACUGCAGAUACACGAGCGCACCCAUACUGGUGAAAAACCGUUUGGUUGCACAAUCUGUGGUAGAGCUUUUACCACAAAGGGGAAUCUUAAGGUUCACAUGGGAACUCACAUGUGGAAUAACGCCCCUGCACGCCGUGGCCGCCGCCUCUCCGUGGAAAACCCCAUGGCUCUGCUCGGUGGCGACGCACUCAAGUUCUCUGAGAUGUUCCAGAAGGAUUUGGCAGCUCGGGCCAUGAACGUUGACCCCAAUUUUUGGAACCAAUAUGCUGCAGCUAUCACUAACGGACUUGCUAUGAAGAACAAUGAGAUUUCUGUCAUACAGAACGGAGGCAUUCCCCAGCUCCCAGUAAGUCUAGGCGGAGGCGCCAUCCCGCCUCUAAGUAACCUUACCGGUGGCAUGGACAAAGCUCGCACGGGCAGCAGCCCUCCCAUUGUCGGUCUGGACAAAGCAAGUUCUGAAACGGGAGCCAGUCGUCCAUUCACCAGAUUUAUUGAGGAUAAUAAAGAGAUUGGCAUAAAUUAA